CAAAGUCGAUCCUUUCAUGAGUGCGUGCCUCCGUCGUCCAUCAUGGACAGCUUAAAAAUCGAACCGAAUAUACCACCGAAUGUCUUUCCCAAGCUCACUACUGCGACCGUCAUCGGAAUCUCAGUCGCAAUAACCGGAAACAUCCUUAUAUCCCUGUCUCUCAAUAUUCAGAAAUUGGCGCAUAAACGUUUGGAUGCAAAGGAGUUGGCACUGUUGUCAAACGGACACCCCGAUUCCAACCCCAGGCGGGUGGACACGAUGUACGAAGCGGAAGGGGAGGAAGGUGGAGAUACAUUGGACGACUCGGACGGAUCCUCAAUCACGCCUCGUGCAAGCACCAGCGCUGUAGACGCCGAAUCUCAACCUCUCAUCCUGUUUCCUCGUGCAGAAGUGCAAUAUGGCUCUACUGCCCAUCACAGCGACAUAAGGACCGGAAGAUCAUCCAUAUCACCUUUAUCGCCGUCGAGAAAGGGAGCUCCCACAACCGAUACCCUUCCCGUGAUGCCUGUGGAGGUCGUCUCAGAACAAACAUUUAUCAAUGGUAUAGCAAACGGUCAGAAGGGAAAUGAAGCUCCCCUCGAACCCGGUAACGGAAAUCGGAACGAAAGUGAAUACCUCAAAAGCAAAUUAUGGUGGACAGGGUUUCUGUUGAUGAACGUUGGGGAAAUGGGGAAUUUUAUAUCAUACGCUUGGGCACCGGCAUCGGUUGUUGCUCCCUUGGGCACAUUCGCACUCGUAGCAAAUUGUUUCUUCGCCCCUCUCAUCUUGAAGGAACGGUUUCGCAAACGCGAUCUUUUGGGUGUCCUGAUAGCAAUCAUCGGCGCAGUGACCGUGGUUCUCGCCUCCAGUUCAUCCAGCGGAAGGCUCAAUCCGGAUGAAUUGGUCAAGGCCAUUUCAACGAUCCCUUUUAUCGUGUAUUCUUGUGUUUAUGCUGUUGGAAUCUCUGUACUCUCCGUAUUAUCAGAGGGUAGUGUGGGGCAACAGUACGUAUUAGUUGAUGUAGGGUUAUGUGCACUUUUCGGUGGAUUUACUGUGUUGUCAACAAAGGCUGUUUCCACAUUGCUGACAAUGCAGUGGUCCCAGGUCUUUACUAAAUUCAUCAUGUAUCCUGUCAUGUUGGUCCUCCUUUUAACUGGCAUUGGUCAGAUACGAUAUUUGAACAGGGCCCUGAUGCGCUUUGACAGUAAGAUUGUCAUUCCAAUCCAAUUCGUUCUUUUCAACCUUUCCGCGAUCGUGGGUUCAGCUAUUCUAUACGGCGACUUCAGGAAGGCCACCUUCCACCAGGUCGUCACAUUCUUGUAUGGAUGUGGCGCUACGUUUCUAGGUGUUUUCAUCAUUUCUUGGGCCCCAGAAUCCAAGAAUGAUUGUGAGGACGAUGCGGAAAACGCAGAGGAAGAUGACUCUCCAAUCUCACAUGAUCUUCAUGCAAACAUGCAGAUAGGUUCGGGCUCGUUAGGCCGUAGAAAGGUCGCGACAUUGGUCCUACCCAGUGGGAUCAAUCAACGCCACGUCCUGCGACAUAAACGUAGUUCUCCGAGUGUUAUGGGCAUUUCCCCUGCCCAGCCUCUUCUGUUGGUCCACACGCCACCAAGGGAAAUUCCACUCCGAGACGUCGAGCGAGCUAUCGAUCGUAACGUUGUGACGCCGGAUUCCGUAGGCAGGCAGCGCGCCAUGAGCUGGUUCGGAGACCAUUCACAUCAUCGGAGAGCACUCGUCAGUCCUCAACGCGGAGGAAAUGGUAGGGCAACCAGAGAUAGUAGCGUUAGCAGGGUUAACGUCAGCGGCUCUCGGAAUCUAGACUAAAAUAUUUAUGACAUCUGGUACAUCAUAGUGCCAUUGAUUUCAGGUCUAUCUCCCUCCCUUGCAUAAGUUGUAUCACUACAAAAAUGUUCUGAGGUACUCGGUCAAAGCCAAAAGUGCGAGACU
Messenger RNA from Marasmius oreades (fairy-ring Marasmius), 1926 nucleotides. RefSeq lists its product as uncharacterized. Gene Ontology annotation, cellular component: membrane. Gene Ontology annotation, biological process: magnesium ion transport. The transcript has 10 exons. Gene Ontology annotation, molecular function: magnesium ion transmembrane transporter activity. Lineage: Eukaryota; Fungi; Basidiomycota; Agaricomycetes; Agaricales; Marasmiaceae. The coding region runs from base 43 to 1803 and encodes 586 amino acids. The record is from RefSeq and is a predicted model, not a curated record.